AGAACUCUCUCUUGUGGCUUCCUUGAUAGUUAUAUUUCCAUGACAGUAGGGUAAGAAAGUAAAAGGAGGUCGUAAUCAGGUCUAUUUACAAUUUACUUUUAAGGGAUUUCCCAGAUUCCAUCGAAACAUUCUAAUCAGAAACUGCAGUCCCACAAUAAUGCACAAAGGAAGUGUUAACUUAUAUAAAUGGAGUUUGUAACGAAAUUUCAGGAGAGAUGAAAACAACCAUGUUCAAUCAGACUCGCCCGUCAGUAAUUAGAAAUCACUCGAGACGUCAUUUCCUCUCCUAAAACACUAUAAAUACCUACGUGAUCCCCAUCUCUCCCUCGCAUAUGUCUCUUGCAUCCCACCUACACCCUAUGUCCACCUCUGCAGCUGCCCCUUGGCCAUUCUGCAGGGGGGGUCCUGACCUACUCAUCCUGUGGCCAGGAGGUCAGCCCUCAGCCAGGCGGGUUAAGCCAGGUUUUCACUCCAUAAUCCUGUCAUUUUAUUCUCCGGUGUUGUUAUUCCUAGUGAAAUCAAACUUUGACAUGAAAUCAAGGAUUUAGGAAUUGCAGGGUCCCCUUGAAUUCCCCAUCCAUCAUUUGCCAGGCUGUCGCUUGUGGUAAGGGACAUGGCCUCACAAAACCUUUCCCAGAAGUAUUGAUGACAAGGUGGGACUGCACCCUGGACAGUGGGCCAAGCUCAUUCGGGCAAUGCAGAGACGCCAGUGAGGCAGCCUGCCUCUCGAAGCCAUGCGGCUGCUGUCUGAUUUAACUGAAAAUUAUAAAGCGUGGCUGUGCUUUAGCAGUUAACUGUACAUAAAGCUGUUUUUUGUCUGUAAAAUCGAGGCUACAUGAACGGCAGUUUAGUUAGUAGAACCGCUUGGGAUGUUUUCAAAGCGCUGGUGCGUAUUUAAAUACACUGAUUGAGAGCGAAGGCUGAGUGUUCAUAUUUCCACAGCGCAUUCCAUAAUAUUUGAGCCGAAUGCAGUGGUUUUCUGGUUUGGGCAGCGCGCGUCGUUGCAAGUUGCAAAGGUAGCACGUAGUGUUGGCGCUGGACCACCCGAACAGCUGAUCCCCCCGCUUCAGCACUUCGGACAGCUCCGUUCUGCAGCGCCAGCCGCGGGAGGGGGCUAUAUAAGCUCGAGGAGCUGCGCCUCUCUUCCCACUCCGCUCCAGCGGCUCCGCAGCAUCCCGAGGCGGCGACAGUAUGGAGUGCCUCACGAGUUCUCCUCAGAGGAGACCGCAGGGAGAAUGGCUCCAGUUUCAGCCUCAGAGUCUCCGGUCUUCUGCAUCUCGGCAGUUUCCUAGAAGCCCCUCGAACGCCGGCCUUUCGCCGUCCUAUAAAAAGAGCAACGUGAUGCUGAAAAAAGAGCCCGUGGCUGUUCUCGGUCACGGCGGCAGCCUUGGUUUAGCGAGCCAGCAUUCAGAAGGGCUGAUGCUGACCAACAUAAACGAGAAAGAGAUGCUACAGGGUCUAAAUGACCGUUUCGCGGGUUUUAUAGAGAAGGUCCGCCUGCUGGAAAAGCAGAAUAAGAUUUUGGAACAGGAAAUUGAAGACCUCCGGCAAAAGAAAGCGUCUCCUUCUUCAUUGUCCCAAGCCUUCGAACCCGAGAUGAAAGAUCUGAGGAAACUUGUGCAAGACAUCACCUUGCAAAAGCGCCAGAUUGAACUGGAACACCAGCAUCUGGACGAGGACUUUUACAUUUUGAGGGAAAAAUACGAGGAAGAAGCUCGUCACAGAGCUGACACCGAGGCCAGCAUUAUGACACUGAAAAAAUACAUGAAUGACGUAUAUCUUUCCAAGAUGGAACUAGAAAGUAAGGCUCGCUCUCUGGUUGAAGAAAUCGCUUUCCUGAAGAAAAACCACCACGAAGAGGUGUCCGAAAUGAUGGCCCAAAUCCAACAGGCCCGCCUAACCGUGGAGGUGAAGGAGUGCGGGAAGGCGGACAUCACCGCGGCUUUGCGGGACAUCAGAAAGCAGCUUGAAGGUCACGCCAGCUCCAACAUCCAGCACGCCGAGGAGAGUUUCCGCACUCGCGUGGAAAACCUGACCAGAGCCGCGGAGAGCAACAGCCAGGCGCUCCAGAGCACGACACAGGAGAUCCAGCAGCACCGCCGGCAGCUGCAGUCCAAGAGCCUGGAGCUGGAGACCGCCAAGGGCACCCGGGAGCUUCUGGAGAGACAGCUGUGCGACUUGGAGGAAAGGCACGACGGAGAAAUCAGUCAUUACCAGGACAUCAUCAGGUUGCUGGAACAUGAGCUUAAACACACAAAAUGCGAGAUGUCUGGUCACCUUAAGGAGUACCAGGAUCUGCUGGAUGUCAAAAUGGCUUUAGAUGUUGAAAUUGCAUCUUAUAGGAAACUGUUAGAAGGUGAAGAGACUCGACUAUCCACAGUGGCUGGAGCCCAGGUUUCAUUGCCAUAUGUGUACAGACAGUCCCCUGUCUACACUCUCCCGAGCUACACAAAGGAGCGGAGCAGAGCCACCAAGGCAGAGCCACAGUACAAGUUCGUUGAGGAGAUCAUUACCGAAACAACAAAGGAAGUAGAGAUGACAGAGAUUGAAGAGACGGAAUCGGAGGAAACAAACGGAGAAGAAGAAGCUAGAGGGAAUGGGAGCAGAGAGGAAGAGGAGGCAGCUGAGGCCGAGGAGACACAGGAAAGAGAGGACACCCCAGAAUCAGAGGAACAACACAAAGAGACAUCUGAGACUGAGGAGACACAGGAGAGAGAGGACACCCCAGAAUCAGAAGAGCAACAUGAACAGUCAUCCCCUGAGGUUAAGGAGACACAGGAGAGAGAGGAUACCCCAGAAUCAGAGGAACAACAUGGAGAGACAUCUCCUGAGGCUGAGGAGACACAGGAGAGAGAGGACACCCCAGAAUCAGAG
Molecule: messenger RNA, 2874 nt
Organism: Lepisosteus oculatus (spotted gar)
Lineage: Eukaryota; Metazoa; Chordata; Actinopteri; Semionotiformes; Lepisosteidae
Product: neurofilament medium polypeptide
Biological process (GO): neurofilament bundle assembly
Cellular component (GO): postsynaptic intermediate filament cytoskeleton; axon; cytoplasm
Molecular function (GO): structural constituent of cytoskeleton
Source: RefSeq, a predicted model, not a curated record